AUGGCAGACUACGGAUCAUCUUCCGAGACAGUGGCAGACAGCAUGGUUAUCAGCAUGAUGAGCACAGAGCUAAGCACUCCACUGUUCGGAAGCGCGCAGGCCUACAGGCGGAGUAUCCUGCGUCCAUCUCAUCCAAGCCAGCAGCAGCACCCCCAUUUGCAUCGACACUGCCCCAGACACCGCCGGUACAGCAGCACCGACACUCGAUCAGUCCACUGGGUCAACAACAACAACAACGACGACGACCGUCCCCCGCAAACACCCUUCCCGAGCGCCGCAGUCGUCGCGCUCCUCAAGUCCCUCUCCCAACUCAGCCCCCGCACGCGCGACGUCCUGAUCGAGCUCGCCGCCGCGCUGAAUGAGUUCGCACUGCUGCUCGACCGCGUCGACAGCCUGCAAGCCCGCUUCCUCCGCCACCACCACCAACACCACCUUCCCCCCGCUUCAACCCGCCAGCGCAUCGACGCGCUCCUCGCCGCCUCCGACGUCAUCCUCGCAGCCGGCACCGAGGCCAUCGAGCGCGCGGUCGGCGGGGCGUUCGUCCUGAGCAGCAUCCGCGCCGAGACGGUGGUGCUGGAGGUGCGGCGCAGGAAGAAGUCGGAAGGCCUGCACGAGCUCUGGGCCGCGGGCCGGCAGAAGAAGCCGAAGAAGGAGAAGCGGUGGGGCGUCACGUCGGUCGGCGAGGUGGCGCGAGUGGGCUCGGAUGAGAAGGAUAUCGAAGAGUGCAGGGGGAGGAGGGAUGAGCAUAUGCAGUUGGUCAUGGGGACGUAUGAGGUGAGGGCUUAUGAUAGGGUGGGGAUGCAGGGGGAGGGGGCUUUGUUGUGA
Molecule: messenger RNA, 825 nt
Organism: Lasiodiplodia theobromae
Lineage: Eukaryota; Fungi; Ascomycota; Dothideomycetes; Botryosphaeriales; Botryosphaeriaceae
Exons: 1
Coding region: 1-825 (274 amino acids)
Source: RefSeq, a predicted model, not a curated record